CUAGGUUAGCCUCUUUAGGAAGCAGCAGCAGCAGAAACAGAAGCACUAGGCUACAACCGACCGCUGAUGGAAACGUACGGUUGUUGAUCCUCUAUCUUUAACGAGCCUCGCGCACGAUCGGAGCGAUAAUCGAAGGUCACACAAUGAAGCAGGACUCCCGUCAGUAAAAUGAUUCAUAGCGGAAGCUACCUCAGCCAUAAUCAAGUGAGAAAAGUAAAGAAAGUAAAGACAACGGCCAGACGUCUGUCACCAAUGCCGCUUCUGGCGAAGAGAACUUUGAUUCGGGACAUAUGACUAAAGUGGACCCAGAUUUUCUAGGAUAUAACGAAUUGGGGGACAGAUAGCAGCAGCGCAAGGGAUCGGACCGGCGAUAGAUCGAGGGUUGAUAUGGAGGUCGAACGGCAAGAAGUCACGGCGAACGACUCCCUCGCCAAGGCCACCAAUAAAGAUGCAGAUGAGGACAAGAGUCAGGGACAUAACUGUGAGCUCUGUGGCAGGACUUUUCCGUUCCUAAGCUCCUUGUCGCAGCACAUGAGGAAGCACACCGGGGAGAAGCCAUACAAGUGCCCCCAUUGCCAGCAUCGCUCGGCACAGAAAGGCAGUUUGAAGGCCCACAUCCGCAGCCAUAAGCUGGACGGCGUGAGCCAGAGCCCUGCGGGUGGCGAGGAAGGGGCCGAAGAAGAAGGAGGCGAUAAGGAAGGAGGAGUACCUGAAGAUCAGGGUGGUUGUUCAAGUCCAACCGAAAGCACCUCUGCCUGCAAUAAAGUUGUCAACGGUGAGGAAUCCACCAAAACCAGAAAGAAGGGCGUCAAAAAGGAGAGGACAUCCAACGAGGCUGGCAAACAAUGUUCCCUGUGUCGUAAGAGACUCCGGAGUCAAGCCGAACUGGAGCAGCAUAUGCAGGACUUCCAUGAUGCCUUGCAUCAGGAGGAACCGAAUCAGUUGCAAUCCCGAGUCAGCAAGACCCAUACCGCAGAAGAAGAAGACCUGCCCUUGGAGGAAAGCCCCAGCAUUGAAGAAGAAGCAGAGAAAGAGAACGAGCUUGGCAAAGGAGACUUCCCGUGCGACCAUUGCGAUCAGGUGUUUACUCAAGCCUGGUUCCUCAAAGCUCACAUGAAGAAGCACCAGAGCAUGCUUGAUUACGGCUGCCGUAUCUGCGGACGCCGCUUCCGCGAGCCCUGGUUCUUGCGCAGCCACAUGAAGACCCAUGGCACGAAGGCCAAGCCGAAGAGCGACUCUGAGACACCUGCUACCAUCAACAACGUGGCGCAGGGCGAAGCUUCCUUGGUAAACGAAGUGUGCCGGUAUGAACUGUGCGCCAAGUGCGGGAACUUCUUCCAUGACAGGAAGAGUCUGCGACUUCAUGAGCGAGUGCACGAGCGGGUGCACAACAGUGCGGAGCAACCUGUUAACAAGAGCGACGACGUUUUUGUAUCGCCUGUUACCAAGAGACGCUUCCUAGAGUGCCUGAACCUUCGACCGGCGGGAGAGACGGAAAAGCUUUCGGAGGGGAGUCUUGGCAAGAGAAUCCCAGAGUUGGACCCUGUGAGCAGUUACCAGGCUUGGCAGGUGGUCACCAGAGGCAGGGUGGUGGAGGUCUCAGAGAAGGGCUUGGGUUGGGAAGAGAGGCUGGCAGAUGCGGACGUGGCGUACGACAGGGAGAAGGGCGAGUAUGUGCUACUGAGACAAACGGAAAAACGAAAGAAGCAACUGAAUGCUUCGUUGAGUCUCCCCAACAAGAAGAGACGAGGCACGGUGACCCAAGGUUCAAGUAGUUCAAGCAGCUCCAGCAGUAACGUCGCUGAUCAACCAAGGAACCAAAGUGGGCAGGCAUCCACGGGAGAAGGAAGUGCAGAGAGUCUGAGCGAUUCCGAGUACCGUCCCUCUCCCCGCCACGGCCGGAAGAAUUCCCAGAACAAGACCUCGGAAUGCUUGGAGUGCGGAAAAGGCUUUCGGACUCAGCAACAGAUGGUGAUACACAUGCUCAUAAGACACGGAGGCAUGGGCGACAGCGUGAACGGGGUUUCGCUGCAAGAGAGCCUCUUCGCUGCUAAAAAACAUCCCAUUCUUUCUCAAUCUGAGGAAUCGACAGCAGCGGACUUCAAGGACCAAAGUCAGAGAACACAGCCUGAAGGUACAGACAAAAAGCCAUACACCUGUGACCACUGUGACUUCAUCACCUCCGACCCAUCCGCCAUGACGGUCCACGUGCAUGUCCAGCACUCGGCUAUCAGGGACCGCGGUCAGAGGCGUGAGGCCUUAACCAGCACAUUCAGCCAAAGCAACAGUCCUUCCACCAGCCACGGAGGCUUCCCCAGGCUGAGGAACGCCCUGCUCCAGCAGCCAUACUGGCCCUACACCACCUCCACCCACUUGGAGAAGGCGUCGACAAGCAGCAGCACAACAACCACAUCGAAAACCACUCUCUCCAAGAACAGCGACGGGAAAGGAGGGGACGAGAAGAACCGAGAAGAGCAUGAAGAGAAAGCCGACUCCAGUCUUCUGAACCUUUCGAUGGAAGUAGAUUCCUCAAAAGGAGAAGGAGAUUUGCAGAAAAGGCUGGUCAGGCUCCAGUGUCCGUACUGUUCCCACGCCACGUUUUACCCGGAGGUUCUCUGGAUCCACCAGAGAAUUGCACAUAAAGUUGACAGCGCCACUCUGGCCCCCAAGUGGGCGCUAAAAAACGGCCUCAAGGCACCCAAGUCGAUUUUAGAGUUCAAGAGACGCACUGGACCACCUCCGUUCCUAGAAGGCAAGGACUGCCCUUCGCUUCCCCAGACACGCACCUUCCGCACCAGCCCUCCUGAACCUGCACCCGCAGGAACACUGAAGAAACUCAAGCCUCAAAACAGUACCUGCGAAUCCAGCCCCUCGCAAAGCAAGCCAGCGCCCGCCGGGGGGUCCGCACACGCCUCCAAACACAAGCCCAGCAAGUCCCGAAUCGACGAGGUCAGAAACACCAAAAGCAAGAUGGAGCUCCACCAGCACAUCGCCACGUCUACAAGUACAGCACGACCAACAACAAGCCCUCGCAAAGUCGCAAGCCCAAAGACUGGAAGCAGGGUGAUGGAGAUCAGCUUGCUUCCCCAAGAGGGACUUCGCUUCAUGCUUUCCAGCAAACACAACGUCUCCGAGCAGAGGAGCCCCAAAUCCCAGACCCUGCAGACCCUCCAGACACUGAAGACCCCCAGCCGGUCCGAACCUCAACCACAGGACGCACAAACAUCAGCAGGACCAGGACAAGACCCCUGGAGUAGACUAGGCCUGGCUGGAUCUGGAUCGUCGUCUUCUCACUCCUCCAAUCAACCCAAGAGGCAGCAAACGCCAGACAGUCCAGAAGGAUUUACCGACAUCUUCGGUUUCCUGAAGAGCUGCAGCCCUCAUGACCUGGCAACCCUUUACCAUCACUGGGGCUUCAGUAACAUCAUGAUGGAGCAAGCAGGGAUGGUGAGGUCAGGGCAGCAGCAGGGGGAGUUCGUGUGUCCGGUUUGCGGGAAAAACUUUAGCCAGCCCAGCCACUACCGCACGCACAUGAGGUCCCAUACAGGUGAGAGACCGUUCCGGUGUCAGUACUGUCCCUACAGCGCCUCCCAGAAAGGCAACCUGAAGACCCACGUCCAGACCGUGCACCGCCUCAGCUUCGACAACGCCCAGUACCCUGACAGGAGGCUCCGCCACUCCCAAUCCGAAGACCCGGCACGCCCUUCCAGCCCCGGCACUUCCCACCAAGAGACGGCUUCCUCGGACAACCUCCUGAGACAAACUACUAAGAUGACCUGAUGAUGAUUUUACUCUAAUCUACUUCUAAUUCUUUUCUCUACUCUACUCUACUAUGAAUGUGUCCACCCAAAGCUCUUCAAAGUUAGACGUGUGUCGCUCAAAGACGUGACUUGAAUGGCUUAAACACACACUUAGUACAACACUUAAGCAAUUAAGCGUAUUGAUAUUAACGUAGGUUCGUUUGGCUGUUUUAGUUUCCGCGGAAAGUUCGGAGAGCUGAUGUCAAAGCCCUCCAAAGGUCCUCCUGAAGUACUAUAUGGAGGGAAACAUCUUCCAGAACAGUACGAAACAGCAAUGGCAUACAUGUUUACACACCUUUAGAACAUGCUAACACCCUGAAGAACUCGAAUAUUUCAAACGUAAGAGGGUAAGACGACUUACUCAAGAGAUACUCAAGACCUACUCAAGACUUAGAGCACGAGUAAAAGCACGUCGUGUACGUCAUUCAGCUGUGUCCGAAAAUAAACCGCCCCAGGAACGUCGGUGGAACCCCCUACACUUGAAAUGCUGCUGCCGAAUGCCUGGGACGACAAUAUUAAACUGGUAGCCUUAGCUUGUUUGCUAGUGUGUAUGCUAGUGUUUGAGUGGUUGAGUGUGUAAUUGAGUAUGUAAUUGAGUGUGUGUGUGUCUUAAGAGUUUGUGUUCCACGUUCUACUCCUCAGGACUUAAGUUAGAUACAGUUCCAAAGUCUGCGUUCAUUUAUUCAUUCAUUUAUUCAUUAUUUGUAUGAAGUUUUGGCAAGAAAAAUAGGAAUAUAAUAUGCAGGGAAUUUGUUCGGGCAGACGUUUUUUUUGGCAUUAUCAGCAUAAUAUGUCACACAGCAUUCUGUAUUAUGAGUUCAGGGACUACGGUAUGUGUGUACAAUCUUCAGUAUGUUACAAAAAAUAUAUAUAAAUAAAAACAGCAGGAAUUUAAUGUGAAGGUUUCUAAGUCCAGCGAGGGCAGGGUCUUAUAAACAACGUAAACAACGUAAACAACGAAGGGCCAGUUUUAUUUUUAAAAGCUAAUUAUGCUAAUUAUGAACCUAGUCUUAGACUUUUAAGCUUUUUUAGCUUGUUUUUUUUUCUGAAACGAUCUGAAAUCUAUUAGUUCGAAGCAGAUAUGCAGAUAUAAAGUCAUAUUUUGUGGUGGUGUCAUACGAACAAAGUCAGGAAAUAUAAAAUAAUGCGUUUUCAGUUUGGGUUUUGAUGUAGCGUAGUUGACGUUUUCAUGUUUUUCUCUCUUUUCUUUCUUGAAUUAUGAUAUUUUUAAUUAUUUUAAUUAUUAAGUAUCGCAUCCCAAAAUCUCAAAAAAUAACAAAAAAAAAAAGAUAUAAAAAGUUUUUAAAAAGUUGAUGAUGGCACAUUAGGACUUAAAGCCAUGGUGGAGUUUUGAGUUUUUUCUUUAGAUUUUUUUUUAUUAUUAUUUUAAAUAAUAAAGUUAUUGCUGAAGGACUUUGGCUACAAAUGUACAGAACUGCUCAGAAUUUCUCAGUCAAUAAUAAUCACCUUUAAAUUAUUAUGCAUCAUAGAUACUUAGCUUAUUGACUCAGACUGAUUUAAAUAUAUAGAUUAAGAUUAAAAGUUAGUGUGUUUUAUAACGACUCUUAAAAAAAAAAAGCUUUAGAAUGCCAUAUUUUUUAGAGGUUGAUACUUAAAGCGAAGAAACUCAUGGCCAUAUAUUUCUAUGAAUGUUGGAUAAUGUAAUUAGGGAUUUACCUAUUUAGUUAUACACGGUCGUGUACGUUUGAAUACAUUCGUAUAUAUAUAUUUACGGCAGUAUAUAUUUAGCAUUUAAAUAUUCUGAUUUUGGUGAAUGUUUCGUUGAAUUUCUAGAGUAAGAAUUAAAGUUUUUUUGGGUUCCUGAAAACCUUCAAUUCUCCAAAAAGUGUCCAGAAUAUGAAAGCGCUGUUGUUGGUUGUAGAGUUACAGGAUACAGUUAAUUAAAGAAAUCUCCCAAAAAUUAUCUCAAAACUUGAGAAACAAAAACAAGAAAUUCAAAGAGGUUCUUUGCUGAACUAAAUAAAAAAGUAGGAAUACUAAAACCCAAGCAUUUAAAGAGUGAAAUAGUAUCAGUUGAAGGUUUGAAUAAUUAUAAUAAUAAUAAUAAUAAUAAUAAUAAUAAUAAAAUAAAAAAGUACAAUAGGAUAUUGUUUUUCUCUUUUAUAUAACAUUAUAAUUUUGUGCUUUUGAGUAGCGGUAGUUGAAUGUAUGGAUUUUUUUGUGGUAUGAGUUUUUAUUUGGUUUGUUCUCCAGAUUUCGUUGCAGAACUCAUUGAAUUUACGCAAAACCGUCAGUUUCCAUCCUCGGAUAAAUCUCAUCUCACACACACUGUCCACUGUUUAAGUUUUAAACCUCCCAAAAUAAAGUUUACCUCUGAUAUUU
This is a messenger RNA of Astyanax mexicanus (Mexican tetra), 6143 nucleotides long. RefSeq names its product zinc finger protein 516 (gene znf516). The record is from RefSeq and is a predicted model, not a curated record. Gene Ontology annotation, cellular component: nucleus. Gene Ontology annotation, molecular function: DNA-binding transcription factor activity, RNA polymerase II-specific; RNA polymerase II cis-regulatory region sequence-specific DNA binding. The transcript is spliced from 5 exons. Gene Ontology annotation, biological process: regulation of DNA-templated transcription. NCBI's taxonomy places the organism in Eukaryota, Metazoa, Chordata, Actinopteri, Characiformes, Acestrorhamphidae. Bases 388 to 3780 code for a protein of 1130 amino acids.